Messenger RNA from Lasiodiplodia theobromae, 1470 nucleotides. Its product is annotated as Cytochrome p450. The record is from RefSeq and is a predicted model, not a curated record. Gene Ontology annotation, molecular function: heme binding; monooxygenase activity; oxidoreductase activity, acting on paired donors, with incorporation or reduction of molecular oxygen. The coding region runs from base 1 to 1470 and encodes 489 amino acids. The transcript has 8 exons. Lineage: Eukaryota; Fungi; Ascomycota; Dothideomycetes; Botryosphaeriales; Botryosphaeriaceae.
AUGAGCAGUCAGAUUGUCUUAAAGGCGCUGCAGGCCCCGGAAGCGAUUGCCGGGGUCGCCGCCGUCAUCGCCCUUUUCGUCAUUCGAGUGUGGUUCAUCAGCCGUGAAAAGAAGAUCGAAGACUCCCCGGUGCUUGGAAAUCCCGGGGAACCGGCUUUUGGCGACGCCCUGGAAGCCGGGUACCAAAAGUUCAAGGAUUCGACCUUCACCAUCCCCACGGCCCAUCACUCCAUGGUCAUCGUGCCCACCCGCUUUCUCAAUGAAAUCAAGAAUCAGCCCGAGAACAUCCUCAGUUUCCAGAAGCAGGUUUCGGAACGAUUCAUCGGCAAGUACACUGGACUUGGAGUUAACGACACGCUGGUUCACUCUGUCAAAAUCGACCUGACCAAGAACAUUGUGAGGAUCCUUGGCGAGCUGCAGGAAGAGGUUGAUUUCGCCGUCAGCCAGCACAUUGGCGACUGCAAAGACUGGAAGCCAGUGCGCCUGUAUCCCACUCUAUCUGCAUUGGUGGCGCUUCUCUCCGGGCGCAUCUUCGUUGGCCUCCCAUUGAACCGCAAUCCGGACUGGAUCAAUGCCACGCUGAGCUAUACCAUCGAUGGCUUCGUCGGGUCCGACAAGCUAUGGAAGUAUCCGCGGUUCCUGCACCCGUUUGCUCGAUAUGCAAUUCCCGAGAUCCGCAAAGUCCAUACAAUGCUCAAGCCGAUUAUGGAUGAGCGCCGUAGGCGUAUGGAGAGUGAGGAUGGGUACAAGCCUCCGCAGGACAUGGUACAGUGGAUUAUCGACAACUCGAGCCCAGAGAAUGCCAAGGACGUUCACUACGUAUCUAAAACACAGAUGCUCAUUUCCGUAGUGGCAAUCCACACCACGUCCAUGACGAUGGCACAAGCAGUCUUUGAUCUCACAAGCCAUCCAGAAUACAUCCAGCCGCUGCGGGACGAGGUGGAAGAAGUCCGCAAGAAGCAUGGGAAUGUCUGGACGAAGGCCAGUGUUGCCGGUCUGCGCAAGAUGGACAGUUUUCUAAAGGAAUCCCAGAGGUUCCGGCCCCCGGGUCUCGUUACAAUGAACCGAAGGUGUGAGGUUGACGUUAAGCUGUCUAAUGGCCUCGUUCUCCCGAAGGGCACUCAUAUCGGCGUUGCAGCGGGCGCUAAUGCUCUGGACGAAUCACUCUUUGAGAACGCCUCAGAGUUCGAUGGCUUCCGAUUCGAGCGUCUCCGCUCCCAACCGGGCAACGAGGCCAAGUAUCAGUUCGUCACGACAAACGACACAGACCAACUCCACUGGGGCGUUGGCAGCCACGCCUGCCCCGGCAGAUUUUUUGCCAGCUACGAGAUCAAGAUGCUGCUCGCCAAGAUCCUCACUGACUACGACAUCAUGUUGAAGCCAGGUGAUAAGCGCCCGCAGGACAUUGCGCGGGACAUCAGAGUCAUUCCCAACCCAGCAGCUGAGAUCAUGUUUCGUAACAGGUCUUAG